Molecule: messenger RNA, 1719 nt
Organism: Peronospora matthiolae
Lineage: Eukaryota; Oomycota; Peronosporomycetes; Peronosporales; Peronosporaceae
Source: the annotation of a GenBank genome assembly
AUGACCGAGACCACAGCUGCAGACUGGAAAGCCAAAGGCAACGCCGCACUCAGUAGCGGCAACGCCCAAGAAGCUGUCGACUGCUACUCUCAAGCCAUUGCCCUCGACCCGAGCGACCACGUGUUUUACUCCAAUCGCUCAGCUGCCUAUUUGUCCCUAGACGACGCCGCGCACGCUCUGGAAGACGCAGAGUUGUGUAUCCACACCAAACCUGACUGGCCCAAGGCCUAUAGUCGCAAAGGCGCGGCGCUGCACGCGCUGAGGCGCUACGACGAGGCCAUUGCCGCGUACAAAGAAGGACUCAAACUUGACGAGCACAACGCUGCGUGUCUCAGCGGUCUGAACGAGGUCGAAAAGGCCCAAUGUCCUGCUGUGGGAGCCAAUGACCAGGCGUUUAACCCCCUGGCGAACGCGUUCGGACCUGAUAUGUUUGGCAAAAUUGCUACGAACCCGCGUCUGUCGCCCAUGCUGAGCGACCCGUCGUUUGUCCAGACGCUGCAGGAGAUCCAGCGAGAUCCGUCCAAGAUGAGUGCACACUUUAAAGACCCGCGGGUUUUGACCGUGCUGGGCGAGCUCAUGGGGCUCAAUGUGAACACGGGCAGCGGGGACGAGCCUAUGGACGAAGACAUGCCAGCAGCCGCUGCUGCUGCUGCGACGUCGUCGAUGCCAACAACUGAUGGAUCGGAACCGAGUCCUAUGGACGAAGACUUGACGGACGAAGAAAAGACGGAGCGAGCAAUGAAACGAGCUGCAGAAGAAGCCAAGCAGCGCGGCAAUGCGCUGUACAAGCAGAAACAGUUUUCGGAUGCCAUUGCGUGCUACGAGGAAGCGAUCGAGAAGGACGCGAACAACAUGUCGUAUUACAGCAACUUGGCUGCUGUGAAGCUAGAGAUGGGUCAGUAUGAUGCGUGCAUUGAGGACUGCAAGAAAGCAAUUGAAGUCGGGCGCGCGAACCGUGCCGACUACGCGCUGAUUGCCAAAGCAUAUGUGCGUGUUGGCAAUGCUCACCUGAAGAAGGGUGAGACAGAGGAAAACUUGACUGCGGCCAUCGGCUCGUACGAGAAUGCUCAGAUGGAGAACCGCUCCAAGGUCGUGGAGCGCACGAUUAAGGCGCUGCAGAUGAAGCUGCGCAAAGCCAGAGAGCUGGCUUACAUUGACCUCGACAAGGCGCUGGAGGCUAAGAAUGAGGGCAACGAAUUCUUUAAGAAUGGCGAUUUUCCUAAGGCCGUGGAGCGCUACACCGAGGCUAUCAAGCGGGACCCGUCGUGUGCUGUGUACUACGCUAACCGCGCGGCAGCAUAUACGAAACUAACGUCAUUUAACGAGGCAAAGAAGGAUUGUGAAAAAGCGAUCGAGCUUGAUCCCAAAUAUGUAAAGGCAUACUCUCGUAUGGGUGCGAUACAGUGUUUCAUGAAAGAAUUUCACAAGGCUCGUGAGAGUUACGAGAAAGGCUUGGCGCUUGACCCGAACCAUCAGGAGUGUAUUGACGGUUUGCGAAACGUCAUGUACAAGAUCCAGGCCGGCGAGACGGAUGAGGAGCGUGCGCGUCAUGGAAUGGCAGACCCGGAAAUUCAGGCAAUUUUGCGCGAUCCGGUGAUGCAGAACGUGCUGAAUGAUUUUCAAACGGAUCCUACGAGUGCUCAACGUCAUUUGCAGAACCCGGGCAUUAUGGCCAAGAUUGAGAAGUUGAUUGCCGCUGGUGUGCUACAGACCAAGUGA